AUGUCUAUCCACGACGCCAAAAGUGUUUGUGAAUUCGACGAAUAUAUUGAGAACCAUAACAAGGUUGUUGCCGCAUUCGUCGUGGAGGACAACGAUAAUUGCAAAAAGUUGGCGCCCGAAUUUAAAGCCUUUUCUACCAAUUAUCCCGAUAUUGACUUUGUAAUAGUCGAUACCAAAAAAAUUCCGGACCUUUGCUAUCACUACUGCAUCCGCGAUUUCCCAACAUUUGUAUACUUCAAGGGUGGUAAAAGAUAUCAAGAGGUUGUUGGUCCCGAUAAAACUCGAGUAGAAGAAGUUAUCAGAUUUCUUAGAUCAGCCUAG
Molecule: messenger RNA, 321 nt
Organism: Blumeria graminis f. sp. triticale
Lineage: Eukaryota; Fungi; Ascomycota; Leotiomycetes; Helotiales; Erysiphaceae
Source: the annotation of a GenBank genome assembly